AUGGAGAUGUUGUGUCAAAUUCAGUUGAAUAUUCCUUUGAUGGAUGCCUUGAGGGAGAUGCCAGGUUACGCAAAGAUGAUGAAAGACCUAAUGUCACGGAAGUUUGAUUUUCAGGAUCUAUCCACAGUGACUCUGACGCAGACCUGCAGCGCAGUAGUGACCAGACCAAUGGCUCAAAAGAUGUCCGACCCAAGUAGUUUCACUAUUCCUUGCACAAUUGGGAGUUACGCCUUUGCAAAGGCAUUAUGUGAUUUGGGAGCCAGCAUAAAUUUGAUGUCGUUGGCUGUAUACACCAAACUGGGCAUUGGCAGAGCUAGACCGACUUCGAUACUGCUGCAGCUGGCCGACCGCAUGGUAAAAAGACCUACUGGGAUUCUUGAUGAAGUAUUGGUGCAAGUGGGGAAGUUCGUGUUCCCUGCAGACUUUGUUAUUCUGGAUUGUCAGCAUUCCAUGAGGAGACCCAGUGAGUAUGCGAAUUGCUCUCUAGUGGAGGUAGUGGAUGUGAUCCUGCAAGAAGAUAAUGUGACCCUGACUGCUAAGGAUCCAUUGGAGGCAUGUCUAAUAAAUUUAAAAGAAAUGGAUGGUGAAGGGUUGGCUAGGUGGGUUAUGGCACUGGAAGGACAAGAAUUUUGGAAAAGGGAACCUCAGUUCGAGUCCCUUGAGUUAGAGAAAAGAGCUACACCCCCAGCAAAGCCAUCGGUAGAGGAACCACCCAAGUUGGAGCUGAAGCUACUCCCAGCUCACCUCAGAUAUGCAGGUAGAACAGCUCUUACAGUGGCUCUCCCGACCAAUGAUGCUAAGGGGGUACUAGGCUUUUUAAAGAAGAAUAUUUUCACGCGUUUUGGUACCCCAAGAGCUAUACUCAGUGAUGGCGGGACCCAUUUCUGCCAUAGAGCAUUCGCACGACUGCUGGAAAAAUAUGGAGUUCGGCAUAAGGUGACCACCCCGUACCACCCACAAUCAAGCGGGCAAGUUGAAGUGUUCAACAUGGAGAUUAAAAGUGUCCUUACAAAGACAGUGAAUGCAACAAGGACUGACUGGGUAAAGAAAUUGGAUGACACAUUGUGGGCAUACCGCACAGCCUUCAAAACCCCUAUUGGGAUGUCACCGUACAAGUUGGUGUUUGGUAAGGCAUGCCAUCUCCCAGUUGAGCUAGAGCAUAAAGCACUUUGGGCAUUGCGACAGUUGAACUUAGACAUGGAAACAACAGGCACUAACAGAGUCACAGGACUAUAUGAGCUCGAGGAAUUCAGUGGAGAUGUAGAGAUUGAAUCAGAAGAUAGGACAAACAAGUUCACAGUAAAUGGGCAAAGGUUGAAACAUUACCUUGGCAUGUCUGAUGAAAAAGGGGAUAGAGUGGUAAUCACUUUGGGAGAGCCCCAGUACGCGGAUGAGGAGUGA
Molecule: messenger RNA, 1401 nt
Organism: Nicotiana tabacum (common tobacco)
Lineage: Eukaryota; Viridiplantae; Streptophyta; Magnoliopsida; Solanales; Solanaceae
Source: RefSeq, a predicted model, not a curated record